This is a messenger RNA of Pimephales promelas (fathead minnow), 4655 nucleotides long. It is a transcript of the gene stim1a, whose product is annotated as stromal interaction molecule 1a. The record is from RefSeq and is a predicted model, not a curated record. Gene Ontology annotation, cellular component: endoplasmic reticulum; plasma membrane. Gene Ontology annotation, molecular function: protein binding; calcium channel regulator activity; calcium ion binding. Lineage: Eukaryota; Metazoa; Chordata; Actinopteri; Cypriniformes; Leuciscidae. Gene Ontology annotation, biological process: activation of store-operated calcium channel activity; store-operated calcium entry; intracellular calcium ion homeostasis.
GCAGGCAGAGUGUGAUUAGCAGGGAGUGAGUGAGUGACUGCGCAUGCGCCGCGCCGCAGACCGUGAGCCCGGCUUGAAACGAGGAGGAAGCGCAGCUCUAUCGGCCUCUCUCUGCUUCUGUCGCUGACAGAGGACGAAUAACUGCCGUAUUCUCACACCGGCGGGACGGAGAACCGCGCAGAACCGUGUGUUGUUCGUGUGUUUUUGCAGUGAGUGUUUCAAUACAAAGCCUCCAUGGAGGCUGAUGGGAGGAGAGAGCAGCUGAAGACGAACCUCAAACACUAGGACGGUCUAACACGAGGACCAGAGCUCUCCCACUAUGGAUCUCAACCGACUGGUGACAUACUGGACUGUAUGUAUAUGCUUCUUGUUGGAAUGUCGCGCGGACAAACCCAGUCAAGUAAUACCAGACCCCUUACCGGACAACGGUGUCUCUGAGCUUUGCCGCAUCGAUGAGUUGCUAUGCCAGGACGAGAUCGCCAUUCUCAGUUUUGAGGCCAUCCGCAGCAUUCACAAGCAAAUGGACGAUGAUGCCAAUGGGAAUGUGGAUGUUUCUGAGACUGAUGGGUUUUUAAGAGAGGACCUCAAUUACCAUGACCCCAAAGCCAAGCACAACAGUUUCCACGGUGACGACCAGCUCAUCAGCGUGGAGGACCUGUGGAACGCCUGGAAGAGUUCGGAAGUGUACAACUGGACAGUGGAUCAGGUUGUGGACUGGAUUAUCAGCUACGUCGAGUUGCCACAAUAUGCGGAAGCCUUUCGGAAGUUGAAUUUCAAUGGUACCGCUAUGCCCCGAUUGGCAAUGAAGAAUGCCACUCUGACACAAACCGUCCUGAAGAUUUUGGACCGGAGUCACGUUCAGAAACUACAGCUUAAAGCUCUGGACACAGUUCUGUUCGGAGCCCCAAUGAUGAACAGACAUAACCAUCUGAAGGACUUCAUGCUGGUGGUGUCUAUAGUCAUCGGAAUGGGAGGUUGCUGGUUCGCUUUCAUCCAGAACCGGCACUCUAAAGACCACAUGAAGAAGAUGAUAAUAGACCUUGAGAGCCUCCAUCGGGCAGAGCAGAGCCUUCACGACCUACAGCAGAAGCUACAGAUUGCUCAGGAGGAGCACCGUUCAGUGGAGGUGGAGAAGGUGAACCUGGAGCAGAAGAUGAGGGACGAGAUCAACUCCGCCAAACAGGAGGCGCAGAGACUGAAGGAGCUCCGGGAGGGGACUGUGAACGAGCUGAGCCGACAGAAAUACGCAGAGGAGGAGCUGGACCAGGUGCGUAUGGCCCUGAAGAAAGCUGAGAAGGAGCUGGAGUCUCGCAGCAGCUGGUCUCCUCCUGGAGCGCUGCAGAAAUGGCUGCAGCUCACUCAUGAGGUGGAGGUGCAGUACUACAACAUCAAGAAACAGAACGCAGAAAGACAGCUGCAGGUGGCUAAAGACGGGGCAGAAAAGAUUAAGAAGAAGAGAAAUACUUUAUUCGGGACCUUCCAUGUUGCACACAGUUCUUCACUGGAUGAUGUCGAUCACAAAAUACUUGCGGCCAAGCAAGCUCUGGGUGAGGUAACCGCAGCUCUGAGAGAGAGGCUCCAUCGCUGGCAGCAGAUUGAGAUUUUAACAGGCUUCACGCUGGUCAAUAACCCAGGCCUGCCCUCUCUGGCCUCCGCCCUCAACUUGGACCCCAGCUUCAUGGGCGGCCGCAGCACACCCCAGCACUUCUUGUCCGACGACAUGGAUGACAUGGACGAGGACAUAGUGGCACCGGGAACACUGCAAUAUGCAGCGUUGCAAAUGGGCCGUCGAGCAAGUUAUCUCUGGCCCUUGAAUUCGGAUUGCCAGUCGUUUCGGAAGUACUCUGCUCCCAGUAUGAUGUCACUCCGGCAACGCCACACUGACCCGCAGCUGGCCCUGGGUUCUCAGAGGUUGGUAGAGAGUUGUCUUGCACUUUGUGGGCAGGAAGGGGAGGGUAGCUCAUACUUGUCCAGAUCUAGGACAGCGUUACGCCAGGCGCACAGCCAACCUUUCGGGCAGUUUGACUCUCUGGGACUGCCUCCACUUUCCUCAGCCGUGUCUCAUCCCUCUAUCUACUCCGCCGCCUCAUCCCACGGUCCCCACUCCUCUUCCGUCGCCAAUGCCCCUCAUGCAUCCCACUAUCACUCUUCAUAUUUCCAGCCCAUGGAUACCAUCCCAGAUCUCCCAUAUGAUGCCAGCCCAGAGCGCCCACACCGUUGCGCCAGCUAUGGGGACUUGAAUCGCUCCGACUCCGAUUCCUCUUUGUGUAUAUCCCAGACCGGCGAACAGCUACGCUUGUCCUACAGUGCCAAAAACUUCCCUGUGAAGCCCACUUCACUCAUCUAUGGCCCCCACUCACGCUCUGAAGAGGGAGCCCAAUCUCACAGCCACAAUGGAGGCAACAGAGUCCAUGAUGGGGGCGUAUCUCUCGACGGAGUUCCUGAUAGCCCCAUAUUAAUGAAGAAGGUGUAUGGCAUUGAGAAAUCUGCCAGUAUGAGUGAGAUCCUUAGCUCUCAGGCGGUGAUGUCCAUGUCAGAAUCCUCACGCUCCUUAAGCCCAAACUCCACUGAACCCGACACGCCGUCUCCCACUGGACUGAUGGAGGUGAAGGCUGGAAACCGCAUACCCCAGAUCUCCCAGAAAAAGAGCCCCCCAGAAGAGGACAGCGGGUCUACAGGUGAAGACACUGACACUGUUGCCAGUCGCAAGAAACACACCUUCAAGAUCUUCAAAAAACAGAAGAAAUAAGACAACUGGAAAGCCGUUUCAUUUUUCCAUUGCAUUUAUUUUUGUCAUAUUGUUGAUAUAAAUGUUUUGGUUUAUUUCCCCCACCUUCAGGUCAGAAGUUACGGCACAACCAAACACCUUUCCAAGGUCUUUAUUGUAAUGUUUGCUUUUUCAGAGGAACACUUAGGAACAAGCAUGAUUUUGGGGGUGGGGGUGAAACACCAAUGGAAACGGGGUGGACUAUUUUUUUUGUGGAACGUUACUAUUUAUUCAGCAGGAGAAAGUGCCAGACUUUCAAAGGAAUCUUCCCUCUAAUGGAAUUCUUUCCUCGUAUAAUCCAUAUCAGUUUGCAUGUCUUCGCCUUUGUUUGAUUGAACUUUGAAUGCUCCUAGAUGUUUGCUUGGUUCUUGUUCUCCUUUGCUUAAAAAUGAAAAAUAGCCUGAUUAUUUCAUUUCAAUAAGCACACUCCUUUGUCUUUCGAGUUGAAAUGAAUUGUCAGCUGAAUGUUUAACGGUACUUCUUUGGUCAGUGUUUGUCGACGGUCAGAGAAACUGUAAAAGGGCUGAACUAUCAGUGUGAAACUCCCCUCAAAUAUUUUGCACUAUUUCUAAAUGUUGAUCUGUCGGUUUUGUAAAGAGAAUUAAGAAUAUGCUGGAAAACGCACUAAAACGUUUACACAAAUCAAGACAUUGAACGUAUCUCCAAGGCUUCAGGGAUUUCUGGGACGUACAACAAUUAAGCGAUUCGAUUAUUUGAUCUUUGUGGAUCUUUCCAAAUCAUUUUGGCAAAUACAAGGUGGCUUAUGAAUAUGCACAUUAAUGCUUUUUGAGCUUUUCGAAUCAACCUUGCCCUUGUCCGCAGACUGUUUCUGGUGGCAUCAUCCAAGAUCUAAGCUCCCAAGAGAUCAAGUCAAGAGAUCUUGUUGUCUUGUAUUCAAAGUGCCAAACUAAAUCCGCCGUCCAGGAUAUGUAUACACUUCCCGAAGGUCAGAUUUCAGUUGCAAUAACUGUUUUUGGACAGUCUUGGUGCAUAUUAUCCAAAUUGUGGUGGGAUGGCGGGAGUUACUACUUCUGACAUGUAUGAGAGAGAGCUUGGAUAUGUUUUGUUCCUUUAAAUAGGUCAUAAAACUCCCCUGAAUCUUUGAUUUCGGGUGCUUUUAUAACAUUUUGAAGCAGGCUGGACCAAACGCAGUUGCUGUUAUAAUGCAGAGUGACUUGCCUUUAAACAGAGAGAUGUUCAGGCUGAUUUUACCACUGUGCAUUUUCAGAGGAAGUGGAGACCACUCUCUGUUCUUGUGGUUUACAUGAUGUUCACUUUAAGAUAUCCCAGAGCACUGAAAAUUACAAGCACACUUUCUGAAAAGAGAGGGGGGGAAAGAACAAAGAGACUUGGUGAGGGAUGUCACUAUGCAUUUUAUUCGUUUUUACCCACAGGCUUCGAAGGUCCAAUGUAUCCAUUAACCUGGAGGCAAACCAAAGCAGUGCUGCACGAAACUUCUUCGGCAUUUCUUUUGCGAAAGAUGGUGAUGGUGGUGACGCAUUCUAAUGUAUAUCAAUGGGGAUAUAAAAACCAUGCAGAUGUAUCCGUUUCAUCUGUGCCUCUUUUGCACGAAGAAGCUCUUUUGUCAGUGUGUAUGUCAGUGAGCGCGCGUCAGUCCGGUCCAGUAAACUGCACUUCACAUGUUGAUGCAUGUUCUCAACAUCAGUUCUCAAACAUGGAGAGGGAGGAGACAGGAGCUGUUUUAAACUUUGUUCCUAUUUAGAUAUCCCUGUUCACUUCUCCAUUUGAGCUAUUUAUGCCUAGACUGUACAGAGAGAGGUGAAACGAAGUAAAAAGGAUAAUUUUGCAUCUUCUGUAAUGUUCAAAACUGUAGUCUUCAAAUUUUAUGGCACUCCUGCAUGUAAGCAAUAAAAAGUUUUUAAAAUGA